AUGCUACACGCCGGUAUUGAAGCACUUUUUGGUCGUAAUCGUGAUCAUCAUAAAAAGCGACAUUUAUUUCGUCUUCGUCGUCAUCAAAAAAAUCAUAAAGAAGAAACAGAUGAAUUAGCAAAACUUUUUUCUGAUAAACCUCAUACAGAAAAAGAAUUGAUUGGUGAUAUAAAUUUUGGCUUUGCUGCAAUGCAAGGAUGGCGUUCAACAAUGGAGGAUAGACAUAAAAACUUAGUUCCAUUUGAUGAUUCUUCAUGGAAAUUAUGGUCAUAUUUUUCAAUUUUUGAUGGACAUAAUGGUAUUGAUACAGCAAAACAUGCUGCUGAUCGUCUUGAAAUUCAUCUAUUAGAUAUACUUAAUAAAAUGCUUGUUCAACAAAAAGAUGAUAAAAUAAAUGCUGGUGAACCUGUUCGGUCAUCUCAAUUAGAUAUUCCAACAUUAUGUGCUGCUAUUAAACAAGCUUAUUUUGAAUUAGAUAAACAUUUAAAAAGUAUGGUUAAAGAUGAUAGUGGUUGUGUUUGUAUAACAUGUCUUAUUGGCCCCGAACAAAUUUAUUUAGUUAAUGUUGAUCACAAACCAGAUGAUCCUGCUGAACAAGAACGUAUUCAUGAAGCUGGAGGAAAAAUCUCUAAACCAUUUGCUGGUGAUGUUUUACGUGUAGAAAAUCAAUUAGCCAUGACGCGUGUAUUAGGAGAUUUUGGAAUGGAUAAACAUAUUGUUCCACCUAUGGCAGAUAUUAUUGAAUAUCCAAGAGAUUCAUCAGCAGCAUAUCUUGUUCUUGCAUGUGAUGGAGUUUGGGAUGUGAUGACAAAUGAAGAUGUAGCUUCAUUUGUUGUGGAUCGUGUGGCAACAACAAAAUUAGAAAAUAUUGCAGCACAAUUACUAGAUGAGUGUCUUCGUCGAGAUAGUACUGACAAUAUGAGUAUCUACAUUGUAAAACUUUAA
This is a messenger RNA of Rotaria sp. Silwood2, 945 nucleotides long. The record is from the annotation of a GenBank genome assembly. Lineage: Eukaryota; Metazoa; Rotifera; Eurotatoria; Philodinida; Philodinidae.